AUUGGCCGCCUCGUUGAUGGGUCCGACUGAGUUGUAGUGAUCGAGGUUCUAUUGCGGUUUAUGGUUCUUCGGCGUUUGAAAGUGCGAGCGUUUGCGCCGGGGCGUGCAUAUACUCGGACGCUGUUGUGUACUCGAAGAUCUCAUUUUCGUCGCGGUCAAUUUUGGUUUGGUGGUCUUUUUAUUUCGUGUCUUGUCGGCAUCGCCUACACGUCCUUUCGCUAGGUAUCAUGACAGAUGGGCGUCAUGGGAGCUCUGUGGAAGAGAGCUUGGACUGCCCGCUCUGUCUAGAGCCCCUUGACGACACAGAAAGGGGCUUCAAGCCGUGUCCCUGCGGGUAUCAGAUGUGCACGUUUUGUUGGGAUCGAGUGAGUUCCGACAAGUGCCCUGCAUGUAGGCGUGGCUACAAUCCUGACUCAUACGCGUGGAUAGAGGUUUCUCGUUUACCGCGUUCAGGGGAAAAAAAGGGGCACAAGAGCAAGGUGACGGACGCGUCAGCGGCGUUCAAGUCGAAGAAGUCCCUGUUCAACAUAAGAGUUAUACAGCGCAAUUUGGUAUACGUCAAGAACCUGGCGCUGGAGAUUGCGAAGGAAGAGAUAUUAAAACAGCAAGAAUAUUUUGGCCAGUAUGGCAAGAUUAUAAAGAUGGUGAUUAAUCGAUCGCAUGUUUACCAGGGUGCGAGCGUAUCGUGUUAUGUGACAUACUCGACGCCGGAGGAGGCAUGUUUGUGCAUAAGGUCGAUAGAUGGGUUUGAGCUCAGACAGAGGAAGUUGCGCGCGUCAUUUGGCACGACGAAGUACUGUUCUUAUUUUUUGCGAAACAAGACUUGCACGAAUUCGGAUUGCAUGUAUUUGCAUUCCAUGAGUGAGAAAGAGGAUAACUUUACGAAGGAGGACAUGCAGGUGGGGAAACACUUACUCAGAGUCCCGUCUUUUGUCCCGUUGAGUCAGACGGAUCCUGGUUACGUGCAGUCGAUUCGUAGCGGGUUUCCGCCGCCGAGGGCGGUUGUGCAGCCUCAGCGUUUGGAGUCCCGGGAGGAUGGCGACGCGGGGGCGGACGAGUCUUCGCGGAUUGCGACUGGGUUCCACUUGGAAGAGGGUCAGUGUCACGCUCACUCGCGCGAUUUGACAGGAUCGAACAGAGUCAAGAGCGCGGCUGCGCAGAGGGGCGUGGCGGGCUUUAAGAGUGCUGGUCACUUGGCGGCUUCGGAGGGGUUCUUUGCAGUGAGAGCUCGAAGUUGUUCUAAAUCUAAAGUUGUCAGAGGCUUCAAGAAAUAUGUACCGAGGUCGACAAGACACGAGGGAAACGCCAACGUCCCAGCCGGGCGCGAGACUGGCCAGGCGCAAGACUGCGGUCGUCACCGAAUAUCGGACGACAGCGAAGACAACAGCAUGUCGGCAUUCGGCCUUCCUGACGCGGAGGAGUGCAGUACAGAUUCUGCCGCGUCACCCGUUGACAGGUUCGCGCAACACUUCUCUCAGUCGAGGGCGGCGAACGGUCGUCCCCCCUUGUUGGCCAGGGUGAGGAGCGACCUCAGGGACGAGUUUAGAGUUGAUCUCAGGGGCGGCCUCGCGGAUGAUCACAGGGUUGACCUGAAGGGAGACCUCGGGGUCGAGUCCAAGGGAGACCGCUCGUCUCGGUCCAGGUCGAGCCCCCUGCUCGAGGGUGAUUCACCCGUUGAGGCAAGGAGCGAACGAGCGCUGCUCUCGAGUCCGGAGCACCUGCUGGUCGACUGCGCGAGAAACCCCGCCGAGGCGAGUGUCGGACAGGCGGACGGCAAAAAGUCCGCGUACCCCUCUUUCGCGUCGAUGCCCACUGGUGUGUGGCAAUCCUUUGCGGGUGGAACCUUGUACGACGACUGGACUCGAGCGCCGAGAGGGGAGGACUUGUUUCAAGGCGUCGACGUUAUCCAGAACUGCGCCUUUGGACGCGGUCCCAUGUGUUUUGAAUCUGAGUCCUACUUAGCCGACAGCGGCAUUCGGCUCGAAAACAGAGGUUUGGCUUGUGAAGAAUACGGCUAUUAUCCGGUGGCGGCGGGCGCCAAUUUUCAGCAAAAAUCAGAUUUUGACAGGUACGACUCUCGCCCACCCUCUUAUUUCUACUCCCAGUUCGACGACAAGCCUCCAUUUGGUCUGGAUGGCACGCUACACUGCGCUGGCGACUUCAAUUUCCAAACCAGACUCGACGCCGCCUCCGCUCGCGAAUUGCCGAAGCUCGUCGACCAAACCUGCCUGGCGCCGCCUCGUCAAGAUACAGAUGACUCGUCUUCCGUCCUCAUCUCCGACGCCUAUCCCUCGGAACGCCUCGUACACGUUCACAGCCAGAACUACGUCUGCAAUGAACACUCCAUUGUGGUCGACGACCUAAACCUGUCAGCCAUGCAAGUCCCGGUCCCACGGCCUCUGGCGCCUAGACUUACCUUCUGUCCAGACCCCGCCGCCCUACCCGCGGACUCCAACCCAACACAUCACCGCGUUGUAAAUUCAGACUCUACGCCGUGGCCGAACGAAUCCCUUCCCUCCAACUCCACCUCAUACUCUAACACACACAACCGAGCUCCCCCUUCAGGCAACCACCAACUGCAUGGCACGUUCUCGCCCACAAACACAACCUCUAACUCACCGCCCUACGAGCACUCCUGCUACGGCAAGCAGGCAAACCCAUUCUCCCCCCCUGUCAUCGGGCACGACGAACACUGCUCAAAUCAAAAACACACAACUACACACACAAACCCGCCCAAGUUCCUCCGUAACGGCGGGCGACCCGUCGGCACUGAAUACGAAGCACCCCGCUAUCCGCCUCUCCCACCUUCCACCCUUCGCCAAAACCCAGACUCAACCACCCUAGACCCAGGGGGUGGUAGUCACCCAUCACCCCCCCCCUCCGAACCUACCCCUCCAAACCCUACUAACGACAUUCCCAGGCCGCACCGUGAGCUCUUCCCUCCAAACGGCAUCGGCACUGCCCAAGAGGGCGACUCGACCCUCUCUCCCUCCAUCAACGACCUAACACACAUCUCAGACCACCGCGUCACCCUCUGCGCUCCUUCCCUCUCCUCCACCACUGCUCCACCUCACCCAGCCCUCUUCGACCACCACCGCUCCUCUCAACAAUUCCAUCAAAAAAAAAUCGCCCAACCGCCCAACCUCUACCUGUCCCAGCUCCGCUGGCCUCUCAACAAAACCCCCUCAGAAUCCGUCGCUCCUCCCCCCACCCCCGAUCCUCACCCAAAACCGUCCCCCACCCACCCGUCCAUCUUUCACCCCCUCUCAAACGGGCACCCCCUCUCUCAACACAACAUCUGGUCAACCCCGUCCAUAGACGACAAACACGACUCCCGCGACCCGUUCUCGCCCAUCAACCAACCACCUGGUCAAUUCAUCCUCUACUCCCUCGGCCAGAACCGCACGCUCUCUCACCACCUGUCACCUAACAACCCAUAACCCUGACAUACACACACAUGUAUAUGUACACAACACAUACACGCAU
Messenger RNA from Schistocerca gregaria, 3486 nucleotides. RefSeq lists its product as uncharacterized. Gene Ontology annotation, molecular function: ubiquitin-protein transferase activity; metal ion binding; RNA binding. Gene Ontology annotation, biological process: protein ubiquitination. NCBI's taxonomy places the organism in Eukaryota, Metazoa, Arthropoda, Insecta, Orthoptera, Acrididae. Gene Ontology annotation, cellular component: CCR4-NOT complex. The transcript is spliced from 4 exons. The coding region runs from base 228 to 3440 and encodes 1070 amino acids. The record is from RefSeq and is a predicted model, not a curated record.